AUGGGAAAAGGGAGAGCAGCAUGCUGUGAUAAGAGUAAGGUGAAGAAGGGAGCAUGGAGUUGUGAAGAAGAUCUCCGUCUCAUAACUUUCAUUCAGAAGCAUGGUCACCAAAAUUGGCGAUCCCUCCCUAAACAAGCUGGAUUACUGAGGUGCGGAAAGAGUUGUCGUUUGAGGUGGAUUAAUUACUUAAGACCUGACCUCAAGCGAGGAAAUUUCACCCCUCAAGAAGAGGACACUAUCAUCAAAUUGCACCAAUCUUUUGGAAACAAGUGGUCAAAAAUUGCUUCUCAUUUGCCUGGAAGAACAGAUAACGAGAUUAAAAAUGUAUGGAAUACACAUUUGAAGAAACGACAACUCAUACACAGUGAAGCAAAGUUAGAUGAUUCAUCAUGUGCCUAUAAUUCACCUUCAUCAACUUCAGUAUUGUCACAUGCCAAUACGAUAAUUCAUGAGAAAGAAGAAGCAAAAAGAUCUUGCUCUUCCUCCUAUAAUAUUAAUGCUUCUUCAUCUAGUCUCUCCAACUUGAGCCAAGUUGAGAUCAUUUCAAGUCCAAAUAUUGUAGAUAUGGAUUGGAUAUUCCAAUUCAAUGAGGAGCCUAAUAAUUAUCUUGAGUUGACAAGGGUGCUGCAAGAUGAUGGGAUAAUUGAAAUCCCAUUGGAAUCAUGUGAUCAUGUUGAUAUUUGGGACAUGUUAGAUAUUAUGGACCCUCCACUCCAAACUGGACAAUGGACAUGA
This is a messenger RNA of Solanum stenotomum, 735 nucleotides long. Its product is annotated as transcription factor MYB63-like. The record is from RefSeq and is a predicted model, not a curated record. The coding region runs from base 1 to 735 and encodes 244 amino acids. The transcript has 3 exons. Lineage: Eukaryota; Viridiplantae; Streptophyta; Magnoliopsida; Solanales; Solanaceae.